Molecule: messenger RNA, 2253 nt
Organism: Trichogramma pretiosum
Lineage: Eukaryota; Metazoa; Arthropoda; Insecta; Hymenoptera; Trichogrammatidae
Exons: 2
Coding region: 267-2057 (596 amino acids)
Source: RefSeq, a predicted model, not a curated record
UGUGCCAUAUUAUUAUUAAUAAUAAUAGUCGAGCUACGCCUAGCCUGGAGGACUGGCCCCCUCCGAGGCCACGACCGAUCCGAUUCGCUCGUUCCGAUUUUUUCGACGUUCCGUGACAUUUUCGUCCUGUGUGCGGAAGACCUUUCACGGAUUGCAGCCCCACGGAGUCUCGCACCUACCUCGCGGCUGCACGUAGCGUGUGCAGCGAUGCUCGGCUGCUGCUAACAACUGUGUGCGGGCAACGACGAAACAGCGCAAGGGAAGUUAUGGCGAACCCCAGAUUUUUUCUCCGAUGGCACGUCACGCUUGUCGCAACGGUUGUGCUACAAAUAACUCUACUAUGGGGAAAUGGUUCAGCCUUGCCCAUUCCAAUCCCUGCGAAGAAAAAUGACAUCCUGGCGGGCACGGACUUUUUGUCGGUCUUCAUCAACGGUGCCAUGGCUCCCAGGCCGACGCGACGACGUCUGAGUCUUCGCCGCGGACACUCGGCAAUGCCCGACAACGUCGCGGCCGAGUCGAAGAGCGACGAGGCCAACAUCUUCCGCAUCUCGCGGGCGCCGAUCACCAUCAAGCCCACUCCCCCGAAGCCGAGGACGACGUCGAGCCGCGACGAUAGUAUCCGAUACUAUCCGAUCAGUCACAAAGUCGACCUGGACAACGCCCAUCACAGUUUCGAGACGAUCGUCGAUGACCUCGGUAGACCCGGUGAUAUAUCUACCAAGAUCAUAUCGAAAUCGAGAGAUAAUUAUCCGGUCGCGAGGAAGCAGCCUAGUUAUAAUAAAACGUCAAAUAAGUUAGUUAAGCCCGUGAACCAAAAAAUAAUAGGUGUAAGCGUGACGUCGUCGGUCGAUGCCACACCCCACAGAAUCAAAAUCGAGUAUCGCAACCCGGCGGAGAUGUCGUCGAUGUCGAGGCCCACCGCGGCAACGAAAUCGUCCCCGAGCCUGACAACGAUAUACUCGACCUCGAGUCAAGUCUCCGUGUCGUCCGCGGCUCCGGCCACAACGAGAACGACGGAGAAAACGAGCUCGACGAGCGUCACCACCGCGAGGCCCGCCAACGCCCUGGUGACGGAGGAGCUCGACCACAUCGUCUCCGAGUCCAACCGAAGCGAGUUCAGCGUCGACGAGAAGGGCUCGCAAACGAGCAGCCACGAGAGCAACUUGGUGACCCCGGUGCCAGGGCCGGCUUCCAAGGGCAAGGCCAGCUCGGCGGAGCCUGGGCCCGAAUCUCACGAGGACAGCCGGGACUCGGCCACCAGCCAUUCCGAGCAGAUCGAGCACAGGUACGAGUACGAGCUGUCCAAUGGCGCCGAGACGAAGCCGGGUGGCGAGGCCUCGUCGGACGCCAAUCGGCUGCCUCUGCUGAGGAGCCAAGGCCGCAAGGUCGGCAGACACUACGAGGACUCGUCGUACAAUCAGCCCUCGGAGAUCUACAACGUUCGGCAGAACGGAAAGUCGUACGACCCUCAGCAUCCGAAGAUCUACGGGGAGCCGUCCAAGGUCUACAGCGAGCCAGCCAAGGUGUACUCGGAGCCGGCCAAGGUCUACGGGGAGCCAUCGAAAGUUUACGGCGAGCCGUCCAAGGUCUACUCGAAGCCCGAGAAGGUCUACUCGGAGCCAGCUCGGGUCUACUCGGAGCCGGCCAAGGUCUACUCGAAGCCGGCCAAGGUGUACGGCGAGCCGGCGAAAGUCUACGACUUCAACGGGCAGCCGGUGGGCGGCCACGAGAUGGGCAGCGGAGGCGAGCCCGAGGAGAAGAACUACGAGGUCGACGAGGCCGUGAGCGUCGGCAGCAACGGCAACAUCCACGGACUGCAGCCGUUCACCGAGGCGAGCAACAUCGAGGAGGACGGCCACAAGGUCGGCUACGUCGUCGAGGGCCGCAACUAUCGCAAGUACCGGGUGGAGGAGCGUACGGCCGACGGCUUCAUCGUCGGCGAGUACGGCGUCGUCAGCCACGACGACGGCUCGCUCCGGGGCGUCAGGUACACGGCCGACGGCACCAUAAACCCUCGGCUCAUCUACGACGCUCUCAUGAAGUUCCUCGCGCUCUGAUCGAGCCCUGUACAUGGACGUCCUUGCGGACUCUUCCUUACUGCCGAUCGAGCGUCGUUACGUGCACUCAUCCUGUUGUAAAAAUAGCGAAAAUUGUUCUUCUCUCACGUAUAUGGAACGUGCGCCAGCUGCCUGUGCCAACGCUAAAGUCUUUGCAGAAAGAGCAUGGCUUGUGAUAAAGGGAAAAUUGAGGUCG